UUUUCAGUGGUUGUCGGCGCAGCUUUGAACGCGCCCGCUCUUUCGAAUCGAUUUUGUACGAGCGGGCUUCACACCGACCUCCGUUCCGAUUCCUCUCCCUUCGCACGCUCAGAUAUCCCAUGUCCCGUGUACGUGUUGGCCCGUUCCCAACGCAAUUCUCAUCCUGAUAACGCAACGUGCCCGAAACAAUACAUAUCCUUCGUCCAAUUAUACACCCAGAUAAAACAGUGUCCAAACAAGUAGCCGAAUUUUUAUACGUCUUAAAACGAAAUGGGCAAACAUCUGCAAACUGUUGCCGCAAUGGCUUGCAUGAAGAGCCUGUUGAUGGUCUUCAAUUUUGUGUUUUGGAUAUCCGGCAUAGCCAUUCUGGCGAUAGGAAUAUGGAUGGAAAUCGAACUUUACAAGUACAUGGAAAUGAGCACGGAGUUCAGCGGCACAGCCCCUUACGUGCUGAUAGGAACCGGAUCCUUGAUCAUCGUCAUAGGAUCGUUCGCCUGUUGCUGUACUGUUAAAGGACAACCAGUUCUGCUUUACGUCUAUGGAGCAUUUUUGGCCAUAGUCUUCGUCCUGGAACUGGGCGCAGGAGUUUCCAUUUUUGCAUACAGAACCAAACUGACAGAAGGUUUCGACAAAGGACUAACCCAAGCAAUGAUCAAGUACCGAAACGACAGCGGACAUUUGGCCGAAGACUUCGAUCUAAUGCAGAAAACGUUGCACUGUUGCGGAAAUCACAAUUCGAACGACUGGCUGAACAUGUCGCCGCCGAUGCCCAUACCGAGUUCCUGCUGCAUCAAGGAGAGAUGCGACAGUUCCCGCGACGAAGAGAUUUACACUCAGGGCUGCUACAACAAAGUGAUCGACUUCUUGGACGCCAACAUCGGAAUUGUCGCAGGAGCAGCGGUCGGCAUAGCCUUCUUCCCUCUAAUAGGAGUGGUACUGUCUUGCUGCCUGGCGAGCGUCAUAAACAAAGCCAAAUAUGAACAGAUGGCUUGAAUUUACUCCUGCAUUCUCUAAAAAACUAUUUCAACUCUCAAUGUUUAAUCUAUUUAACUUAUAUGCUAUUAACAAAACUCUGAUAUUUAAGCUUAUGCAUACGUGUACGUAUUUAUUGACGGGAGUCUUUUGAGGGAAGCGUCGUGUCAAUUUUCGUUAGUCAAUUACAAAAUCGGAUUGGAUUAUUUGAAAUGACUCAAAUGACUCUCUUUUACUUAUACUACUUAAAAUUGUAUUUUGAUUUUCGGUAUGUUCGGCAAAUAUAAUCAUAGUCCAAUAUUUCUAUAAAAACUAUAUUAAGAAUAUCUGUGAUUAUUUAUUAAAUGCACUGUACUAUAUUUUUCACCUAAAUCUAGUUAUAUAUUUUGGACAUACUGAAGGUGUCUUUUAAAAGAACAAUUUAUCAUGUGAAACGUUCAAUUUGAACGUCGAAAUAUGCGGUAAACAUGUAAUUUACCGUGUGUUUUGUGUUUUUACGAAUUGUUCUUUAUAUUUAUCUACUAUUGAUGUAUUUUUAUUAUUAUAUAAAGAUUGAAACUAUUAUUCCUAUGGGGGAUUUAAAUCAACUCAAUUUUAUGAUUGUUGCGAUUGAGAAUUAAGACUUGCGAAAGUAUUAUAAAAAGUUUAUAUUUAUUAUGUGUAUUACAUGAUAUAUUAUGUACUUGAUAUUGAUGUAUUUUUGAAGAUAUAAAUAAAAUUUAUGUGGAAAUUGUGUUUAA
Aethina tumida (small hive beetle) is the source of this 1712-nucleotide messenger RNA. RefSeq names its product tetraspanin-7. The record is from RefSeq and is a predicted model, not a curated record. Lineage: Eukaryota; Metazoa; Arthropoda; Insecta; Coleoptera; Nitidulidae. The transcript has 5 exons. Gene Ontology annotation, cellular component: membrane. The coding region runs from base 271 to 993 and encodes 240 amino acids.